AUGAACACCUAUCUGAGGAGGGAGCUGGGCGGGGACCUUGUUCCCCGGGUUUUUGAGAGAGAGCUUGUUUUGACGCAGUGUUCAAGUGCCCUGAACUUAUCGAAUAGCGCAUGUUUCGCGGCCAGAGCGAACUUGUCGAGUGUAAGAUUUGUUGGUGAGAGCAAUUUCAAAGAGGAUCCGUACUUUGUGCUCCUGAGGUGGGCGUUUACCGUGGUCCACGCCAAGAGGAACCUGGGCUUCUUUAUCUGCAACAAGCAGCGGUGGAGUAUCUCCGUCCUAUAUCCUUACUCUUCAACCACUACUAAAAAUACUGCGCGCAUAAUAAGCGCGGAGGGCGGGAGGGGUGCUGUCAAUGAUAUCAUCCCCCUCGAUGCCGCUUCAAACACAAUAACAACAACAACAACGAUAACGACGACAAUGUCCUCCACCCCACACUCCGGGCAUCGCAUGAAAAUCUUGCCACAGAUUAGGGACUUACUCACCUUCCCUUUAAGGAAGUUACCUAUCUUGAACAACUACGGUGACUUGAUCCUCGUUCUCCGUGCACGAGCCACAGACCGAGAUAUCACAUUCCGUGGCGCCUUUAGCGAGCUCGGCCUUUCUCGUAUAGUUCGUUCCUCCUUCCCAGCAGCCAGGCCCUCAUCGGAGUUUGCCCAUGAACAGCUAUUCCCUGGGUUGCCUUAUCUUUCAUCAUCGAUCAAAGCUUAA
Molecule: messenger RNA, 708 nt
Organism: Histoplasma capsulatum G186AR
Lineage: Eukaryota; Fungi; Ascomycota; Eurotiomycetes; Onygenales; Ajellomycetaceae
Exons: 4
Coding region: 1-708 (235 amino acids)
Source: RefSeq, a predicted model, not a curated record